Molecule: messenger RNA, 3470 nt
Organism: Colletotrichum destructivum
Lineage: Eukaryota; Fungi; Ascomycota; Sordariomycetes; Glomerellales; Glomerellaceae
Product: Putative diphthamide synthase domain, YjgF/YER057c/UK114 family, RutC-like superfamily
Exons: 1
Coding region: 467-2947 (826 amino acids)
Biological process (GO): protein histidyl modification to diphthamide
Molecular function (GO): diphthine-ammonia ligase activity
Source: RefSeq, a predicted model, not a curated record
UUUUAUUUUAUUUUUCCACAUUACAGAGAGGCACUGCAAUCUUUUUCUGCAAGACCUCUCUUCCCCACCAGAUACCUGUAUCCCGGGCUCCUCAGUGACUCCGUGCCAAACGGCUCCAACCGCGCUCAUCACUAAUCGAACGGUCUGCCCUAAAGCCCUGUCAUCCCUUCGUCCCAAGGAUCCCCUUGGCGUCUGGGCGAACCAGUCUGUUCCCUUCCCGCGACGGUGCAGAUUGCUCCGUGACCCGCAUGAAGUCCGGGUCCCCGUCGGCUGACAAUUGACUUUUGCACAAAGCCUGUCUGUCUCGCAUGUACACAGAGACAGACAGACAGACAGACAGACAGACACACAUACGCCAGGCCCUGCACAACACGGGUUCCGGGCACGCACAAGUAUCCGACCCCGACAUCCAAGCCGUCCCGCAUAAACCGAAUAGUAGUAGCCCGAGAUCUGAGGUCCGUCCGCCAUGUCAUCCGAACAGCUGAACGUCAUCGCAUUGGUCUCGGGCGGUAAGGACAGUUUCUUCUCCGCCCUGCACUGCCAGAGGAACGGGCACCGGCUCGUCGCCCUCGCCAACCUCUUCCCGGCCGCCCCUGUCAGCGCCGGUUCCAACACCAGCCCGGCGACCGUCGUUUACAAGCCCAACGGGGAUCACGUGAAGGUUGCCAAGAAGCAGCGCGAGGAAGGAAAUGAGGCUGGGAAAGGGGCCGAUGACGACGUCGACCUGAAUAGUUUCAUGUACCAGACCGUCGGCCAUCAGGUCAUCCCCUUGUAUGCCGACGCCACGGGUCUGCCGCUCUACCGCCAGCCCAUCUACGGAGGCGCCAAGUACGAUGGCAGAGACUACGACUCGCAGGCCGCCUCGUCGCGAAAUGGCGACGCGGAUGAGACGGAGAGCAUGGUGCCGCUCCUCCGCGCCAUCAUGGCCGACUACCCGGAGGCUAAUGCGCUGUGUGCGGGAGCGAUCCUGUCAACGUACCAGCGGACACGAGUGGAAUCCGUCGCGCUGCGCCUGGGCCUUACGCCGCUGGCAUAUCUCUGGAAGUACCCCACGCUGCCCCCGGUCGUCCCGGGAGUCGUCGAGGACGCCCAGCUGCUUCACGACAUGGCCGCCGCCGGACUGGACGCGAGGGUCAUCAAGGUCGCGAGCGCGGGGCUCGAUGACGACUUUUUGUGGGAGAAGGUGAGUAGCAUAUCGGGCGCCUCUCGUGUGAAACGUGCCCUGAGAAAGUUUGGCGCUGCCGAGGGUUCCGUCAUUGGCGAGGGAGGCGAGUUCGAGACGCUCGUGCUCGACGGCCCGCCCAGUUUGUUCCACAAGGCCAUUGAGGUGCCCGAGUGCGGUAGACGGGUCGUCAGGGAAGGCGGCGGGACGUCGUGGUUGAGCUUCCAAGGGGCAAGUGUCCGAGAAAAGCCGGCCCCUGACACGGACAUGGGAGAAAGCUGCUCCUCGCCCCGAGUCCCAGACGUCUUGGAUCCGAGGUUUCGAUCCUUGCUGGACUCGCCGCCUCAACCCGAGGAAGGCCUGUCCGAAAACGACUUUGCGAAAGGCGACGGCACGACCUCGGCAUUGUCCAAAGCUCCUUCCAACGACAUUCACUGGUAUCUAGACGCCAGAGCGGGACCGGGUCAGAGCCUGUCCGUCGAGCAACAGACUGAAGAGAUAGUCCGGCAAGUUCGGGAGCGCCUCGCUACACAUUCUCCGCCGUUGCCCACGACGGCCAUCACCAACACCAUCAUCGCCCUGAAUUCCAUGUCGGAUUUCCCCGUGGUCAACAAGAUCUACAGCAAGCUGUUUCAGCAUCCCAACCCCCCAUCUCGCGUAACCAUCUCUUGUGGCGAUCUCCAGGAGGGGAGUGCGAUCAACAUCCAUCUGACGGUCAAGCCGCGCCUGGGACAUCGCGGGCGCAAUGGCCUCCACGUCCAGUCACGGUCCUACUGGGCGCCUGCCAACAUCGGUCCGUACAGCCAGGCCAUUGACGUGCCCCUGAUUGUUCAAGGGGGGUCUCUGUCUCGGGACGGGCAGGAAACUAUCUCUACCGGGACCAGAUCGGUGACGAUCGCAGGGCAGAUUCCGCUCGUACCGGCGAGCAUGGUCUUGCCUGUCCAGAAGACAGGCAACUUGGAAAUGCAAGUCGUCCUGUCCCUGCAGCAUCUCUGGCGCAUAGCCGCUGAGAUGAAGGUACAGCUCUGGACCAGCGCAGUUGCGUACUUCCCGCAGACACCGGAAGAUGCGAACAAGAGACGCCAAAGUCGGCUCGCUGCCGCAGCUUGGAAGGGCGCGCACGCCCCCGACGAAGACGAGGACGCGGACAACGAAGGCGGGCCGGAUCUGUGGGAUCGAAAGUUCAACCCGGCGUACAUGUCACUCGGAGACGACGCCUCGGCGCCUCCGAAACUCCCAGACUGGUCCGCCGUCAAGGGCGUGGCCGAAGAGGUUGACGGGGGAGAUGGCAGGAAGCCGGUGCCUCCUUUCUUCGCGGUCGAGGUCGAGGAGCUCCCCCGGCAGGCCGGCGUGGAAUGGCACGCUCAUCUGGGUAUCUCGGGUCUCGCGCCGUCGUCGGUCGAGUACCAGACCUUCAACCUCGAGCCGUCGGACGGGGAACCCUUUUACAGACGCGUCUGCCAUUUCGUAGUCUCGGGUAGGCUAGUCCAUACGACUAUAUCCUGGCUCGCGAGGCGCGGCCGGGGCGUCCGCUCGCCGUCUUCCCUCUCCGACGUGGGUGAGUGGAUGAGGCGUGCGUACCUGAAGUCCAUAGGCAGCGAGCAGAGCGCUUCAGAGGCCGGGUUCCCGUACCUGAUGUACCUGAACGUGCCGGGAUGUCCGUUUACGGCCGCGGCGCCUGCCGAUGUCGGGAAGAAGUUGGAGCGAAUGACGGCGUACGUCAAGGCCAAGUCUAUCUACGACGAGAACGGAGAGUUUAUUCUUGCUAUUGGUUUGUGGAAGUAGAUUGUUCACGAAUCUACAAAGACGCAGGAAUCGACCGGCGUUGGUACUCCAGAGCGUGGUCGGUCCGUUUGUGUGUGUGUGUGUGUAUGGAUGCAUCUCUGAGAUAGUACACUGGGAGAAACGUAGGCACGGAGGCGCGGAUCCUGGUUGCGUGCUCAACUACACGUCUACAUGAUUGGUUGCACGCCUCGGAACCCCAUGACGGAGGCUGAACUCGUUCCCUUUCCCUCGUCCCGCUCUCCCUCUUCUCGAGACGUUCCGAGGUAAUACUCCCGUGGACGACGACCUGCCUGACAUCCGCACAUCUGGAUUUAUGCCCAUCUGCUAAGCGGAAGGGGCUAUAUGUUGGUGUUUGAAUCCUUAGCACACACACAACGGGGAAUGCCAGCCAUCAAGUAGCUUCUGUAAGAGAAGAGGAAGAAACAGAGUCAGGAAGUGCGGAAGACAGAAAAUCCGGGGAAGGAACCCCCAAGAGUCUUAUUUCCCGAGGUGAGGUUGAAGGACUGAUUCAUGCAUAACUGAC